This is a messenger RNA of Vigna angularis (adzuki bean), 1122 nucleotides long. RefSeq names its product putative pectate lyase 2. Gene Ontology annotation, molecular function: pectate lyase activity. The transcript is spliced from 4 exons. NCBI's taxonomy places the organism in Eukaryota, Viridiplantae, Streptophyta, Magnoliopsida, Fabales, Fabaceae. The record is from RefSeq and is a predicted model, not a curated record. The coding region runs from base 1 to 1122 and encodes 373 amino acids.
AUGGCCACCUCUUCCUUACUCCUCUUGCUUUCAUGCUUCAUACUAAACCUUGCAUCUUCAUCACAAGCUGCAGUCCUGAACAAGAUAGACUCAUGCAGGCUUGCCAAAUCCAAUUGGGCAUCAAAUCGCCAAGCCUUGGCUGAUUGUGCCAUUGGCUUUGGAAGUGAUGCCAUUGGAGGCAAAUAUGGAGCAAUAUAUCAAGUCACAGAUCCCUCUGAUGAUCCCAUAAAACCAAAAGCAGGCACACUUCGUCAUGCUGUGGUCCAAACACAACCCCUUUGGAUCAUUUUUGCCAAAGAUAUGACUAUUCAGCUCAAGAACGAGCUUAUCAUGAAUAGCUACAAGACCAUUGAUGGAAGAGGUGCUAAAGUGGAGAUUGCUAAUGGCCCCUGCAUUACAAUACAAGGUGUUAGCCAUAUUAUCAUACAUGGAAUUAGCAUCCAUGAUUGCAGACCAGGCAAAGCUGGCCUUGUAAUGAGCACCACGUCUCAUGUUGGUCAUCGCCUUGGCUCUGAUGGAGAUGCCAUUAGCAUAUUUGCCUCCUCAAAUGUUUGGAUUGAUCACUGUUUUUUGGCUCGUUGUGUUGAUGGCUUGAUUGACGUUAUUCAUGCCUCAACUGCGAUUACCAUUUCUAACAAUUACUUUACCCAGCAUGACAAAGUUAUGCUGCUAGGACACAGCGAUGAAUACACAGCAGAUAAAAUAAUGAAAGUAACAAUUGCCUUCAACCGAUUUGGUAGUGGUCUAAUUGAGAGGAUGCCAAGGGUGAGAUUUGGUUAUGCCCAUGUGGUGAACAACAAAUAUGAUGGGUGGAAGAUGUAUGCCAUAGGGGGGAGUUCUAACCCAACCAUUCUAAGUGAAGCAAACUACUAUGUAGCUCCGAAUAACCCUGCUUCAAAACAGGUUACCAAAAGGGAAAUGAAGGGAAAAUUGAAGAGUUGGAAAUGGAGGUCUUCUAAGGAUGCAUUCCUAAACGGUGCUUAUUUUGUUCCAUCAGGCUAUGGAAGUUGUGACCCAAACUAUCCACCUUCUCAAUCUUUUACUGCUGCACCUGCUUCAUUGGUGCCUUCUAUAACUCUAAACGCAGGUCCCCUAACUUGUGUUGUUGGUAAACCGUGCUAG